AUGGAUAAAAAGUUACAGUUUACAAAACACUUGUCUGAGAUAACCAUCUUCAAUCAGUUUAGGCCCAAAAAGCCCCCCUCACAUUCAAAAGUUUUGCUGAGAACAACAGCAGGAGAUAUAGAUAUAGAAUUAUGGUCAAAAGAAGCACCAAAAGCAUCUCGGAAUUUCAUCCAGCUUUGUAUGGAAGAGUAUUACAAUAACACAAUAUUUCACAGAGUAGUGCCUGGCUUUAUAGUUCAGGGAGGUGAUCCCACUGGUACUGGAACAGGUGGAGAGUCGAUCUAUGGAGCACCUUUCAAGGACGAGUUCCACUCACGGCUGCGAUUUAAUCGAAGAGGACUUGUUGCUAUGGCAAAUGCUGGGCCCCAUGACAAUGGGAGUCAAUUUUUCUUUACAUUGGGCCGUGCAGAUGAACUUAAUAAUAAGCACACAAUCUUUGGAAAGGUUACAGGGGAUACAAUAUAUAACAUGUUGCGUCUGGCUGAAGUAGAAGUUGACAAGGAAGAGAGACCUCUCAGUCCACACAAAAUAAGAAGCACUGAGGUUUUGUUUAAUCCUUUUGAUGACAUUGUUCCAAGACCAAAUAGAAAGCUGAAGAAGGACAAACCAGAAGAAGAAACUAAAAAGUCCAAAGUAAAAGGCACAAAAAAUUUUAACCUGCUUUCCUUUGGGGAAGAAGCUGAAGAAGAAGAGGAGGAAGUCAAUAGAGUUAGUCAGAGCAUGAAGGGAAGAAGUAAAAGUAGUCAUGAUCUACUUGCUGUCAAAAGUGAAGAAGCGAGUGAAGAAAGGGAUUUGAGUGAGGAUGAAGAGGAACAUGAUGAAGAUGCUGAUAGUGUAGAAGGAGAUGCUGCUACCAGUGAGAGGUUUCAAAUAAAAGAACGUAUUGCCAAGAAGUUAAAGAUUGAUACAAGUGAAAAUGCUAAACAGCAGCUUCAAGAUGAAGAAACUAAGACAGAAAAGAAAACAACUAGUCGCAGUGAGGAGCUACGUAAAGAAGCACGACAGCUGAAACGUGAAUUGCUGGAAGCAAAGCAGAAGAAAGAAGAAAGAGCUUUAAAACCUAAAGAAAAGGAAGAGGACGAACCUGCUCCAAACAGUGUUGUUGAAGAAUACCUCCAGGAGAAAAGAAAAUAUGAAGACAAGCGGAAACAGCAGCCAAAGAAAGGGGUUUCUCGAGAAGAUCAGACACUGGCACUGUUGGACCGAUUUAAAUCGAAGUUAACCCAGGCAAUUGAAGAAACUCCUGAAAAUGAGGUUUCUGAACCUGAAGCAGAUAAUGAUGAAGGAUGGAUGUCACAUGUACUUCAGUUUGAAGAUAGAAGCAGAAAGGUGAAAGAUGCAAGCAUGCAGGAUGAAGACACUUUUGAGAUCUAUGAUCCACGGAAUCCUGUAACUAAGAGGAGAAGAGAAGAAAGCAAGAAGAUAAUGAGAGAAAAAAAGGAAAGGAGAUAA
Molecule: messenger RNA, 1452 nt
Organism: Chaetura pelagica (chimney swift)
Lineage: Eukaryota; Metazoa; Chordata; Aves; Apodiformes; Apodidae
Gene: CWC27
Product: CWC27 spliceosome-associated protein homolog (S. cerevisiae)
Exons: 15
Coding region: 1-1452 (483 amino acids)
Biological process (GO): protein folding; protein peptidyl-prolyl isomerization
Cellular component (GO): catalytic step 2 spliceosome
Molecular function (GO): peptidyl-prolyl cis-trans isomerase activity
Source: RefSeq, a predicted model, not a curated record